AUGACGUUGAGAAAUACUGCAUUGUGGUCAGCAGAUGGCGGUGUGAGGAUUUACGAAGAGGAGGAUGUUACAGUAAAAGAAGAGGAGAAAGAGGAGGACGUUACAGUAAAAGAAGAGGAUGCAGUUUUUGGAGUGAAAGAGGAGGAGGAGGAGAUUACUAUUACAUCGAUAAAGGAGGAAAAAGAAGAGGAGGAAACUGGAUAUCUGGGCCCGAUUUCCCAAAGGCAUCUUAAGGCAUCGAAUGGUUCUAACGAUGAAUGUGCCCUGAUUAACACUAGAGAGAGACGUGACUAUCAUGGAUCCUCUGGGGAGCCUCAACAACCUCAUGACGCUGACAAGGCAGGGAAGAGUCUCUCCAAAUCAAAACACCCCAAGAAACACCUGCAGAGACCCACAGGGAAGAGAACUCACUGCUGCUCUGACUGUGGAAAGUGUUUUGUUUCUUCAGGAUGUUUAAAAUCACACCACAGAACACACACAGGAGAGAAACCUUAUGGUUGUGAUCAAUGUGGGAGGAGAUAUGUUACUUCUAGCGGGCUGACUAAACACCAGAGAACGCACACAGGAGAGAAACCUUAUAACUGUAUUCAAUGUGGGAAGAGUUUUACUCAGUCAUCCAGCCUGAUAUUACAUCAGAGAACACACACAGGAGAGAAACCUUAUAGCUGUAUUCAAUGUGGGAAGAGUUUUACUCAGUCAUUCAGCCUGAUAUUACACCAGAGAACACACACAGGAGAGAAGUCUUAUAUCUGUGCGCAAUGCGGGAAGAGAUUUGCCUCCUCAGCAGACAUUAAAAUUCACCAGAAAAUCCACACAGGAGAGAGACCUUUUAGCUGCUCUGACUGUGGAAAGAGUUUUGUUCGCUCAGGACAAUUAAAAUCACACCAGAGAACACACACAGUAGAGAAACCUUAUAGCUGUAAUCAAUGUGGGAAGAGUUUUACUCAGUCAGGCAACCUGGUAUCGCACCAGAGAAGACACACAGGAGAGAAACCUUAUAGCUGUGAUCAAUGUGGGAAGAAGUUUACUCAGUCAGGCAACCUGGUAUCACACCAGAGAACACACACAGGAAAUAAACCUUUUAGCUGUGAUGAAUGUGGAAAGAGUUUUACUACAUCUAACCAUCUUAUUGUACACCAGAGAACACACACAGGAGAGAAACCUCAUUGCUGUGAUCAAUGUGACAAGAGAUACUCUGAUAAAAGAUCACUGAUCAAACAUCAGAAAAUACACACAGAAGAGAAAUCUUAUGGCUGUGAUCAAUGUGGGAAGAGUUUUACUGAGUCACACAUCCUGAAAUCACACCAGAGAACACACACAGGAGAGAAAUCUUAUGGCUGUGAUCAAUGUGGGAAGAGUUUUACUGAGUCACACAUCCUGAAAUCAUACCAGAGAACACACACAGGGGAGAAACUUUGGGCUCGUAAGUAA
Molecule: messenger RNA, 1431 nt
Organism: Oncorhynchus kisutch (coho salmon)
Lineage: Eukaryota; Metazoa; Chordata; Actinopteri; Salmoniformes; Salmonidae
Product: zinc finger protein OZF-like
Exons: 6
Coding region: 1-1431 (476 amino acids)
Biological process (GO): regulation of transcription by RNA polymerase II
Molecular function (GO): DNA-binding transcription factor activity, RNA polymerase II-specific; RNA polymerase II cis-regulatory region sequence-specific DNA binding
Source: RefSeq, a predicted model, not a curated record